Molecule: messenger RNA, 1084 nt
Organism: Rosa rugosa (rugosa rose)
Lineage: Eukaryota; Viridiplantae; Streptophyta; Magnoliopsida; Rosales; Rosaceae
Product: urease accessory protein G
Exons: 6
Coding region: 66-902 (278 amino acids)
Molecular function (GO): nickel cation binding; GTPase activity
Source: RefSeq, a predicted model, not a curated record
UAAACUACCAGAUGCACCUCCUCUUCACUUGACCCAAGUUCAACUUCAGCAGAGAGUGUAGUCAAAUGGCAGAACAUCAUCAUCAUGACCAUGAUCAUCAUCACCAUCAUGAUCAUGAUCAUGAUCACAGCCAUGGGGAUUCAGCAGCAACAAAGUCAUGGACAGGAGCAGAUGGGAAGGUGUACCAUAGCCAUGAUGGGCUGGCACCACACUCACAUGAACCCAUCUACUCUCCUGGUUACUUCAGCAGAAGAGCUCCACCACUCCUCUCCAGGGAUUUCAAGGAAAGGGCUUUCACUAUUGGCAUUGGAGGACCGGUUGGUACUGGGAAAACUGCUUUGAUGUUGGCUCUGUGUAAACUUUUGCGCGACAAGUACAGUCUUGCUGCAGUGACAAAUGAUAUAUUCACCAAAGAGGAUGGUGAGUUCUUGGUGAAGCACGGAGCACUUCCUGAAGAGAGAAUACGUGCUGUGGAAACUGGGGGAUGCCCUCAUGCUGCAAUUCGCGAAGACAUCAGCAUUAAUCUAGGCCCUCUUGAGGAGCUUUCUAACUUGUACAAGGCAGACAUACUUCUUUGUGAAUCAGGCGGAGAUAAUUUAGCUGCGAACUUCAGCAGGGAGCUGGCUGACUAUAUUAUUUACAUCAUAGAUGUAUCUGCUGGUGAUAAAAUUCCACGAAAAGGUGGCCCUGGAAUCACUCAAGCUGACCUUCUGGUGAUAAACAAGACUGACCUUGCACAAGCAGUUGGAGCUGAUUUGGCAGUGAUGGAGCGUGAUGCACUUCGAAUGCGAGAUGGAGGGCCAUUUGUCUUUGCUCAGGUGAAGCACGGGCAAGGAGUUGAGGAAAUCGUGAACCACAUAUUACAGGCUUGGGAACUAGCAACAGGAUAUAAGCGCCACUGAGCCACCGACGCUUUUUCACUGAAUUUGGUUUCUGCAUCUUUUUUCCAAAUCUCUGUCUACUUCUUAGAAUAAAUGUGUAAAUGUUUAACACUACUCUGCCCCUGCGGGGGUGGAGCGGCGAAUGACGAGGAACGCAUUGUUGCUAUGCUAUUACUGUUUAGUGUCACAAUUUUUGUAUCUAA